This is a messenger RNA of Puntigrus tetrazona (Sumatra barb), 1345 nucleotides long. Its product is annotated as ceramide transfer protein-like. The transcript is spliced from 10 exons. Bases 300 to 1337 code for a protein of 345 amino acids. Gene Ontology annotation, cellular component: Golgi apparatus. The record is from RefSeq and is a predicted model, not a curated record. Gene Ontology annotation, biological process: ER to Golgi ceramide transport. Gene Ontology annotation, molecular function: phosphatidylinositol-4-phosphate binding. NCBI's taxonomy places the organism in Eukaryota, Metazoa, Chordata, Actinopteri, Cypriniformes, Cyprinidae.
UGCUUCACCAGAGAAGUUCCUCCAGCGGUUUUAAUGAAUGUGGAGCGUGUGAUACAGAGGUGGAGCUCGGUCCGUCUGCCGAUGUGUCGCAGUCAGCAGCAUUGAGCACAAUACCGACACAUACAAUCAGAGCCAGAACACGGGCGUCUUGCUUCUGUCUGAACAAUGGAGCUCUUCAGAGCAGUCCUGCGCGGUUACGCUCUCUUGCUCUGCCCAGAUCACGCCGAGACAUUAAACAUCACGGCGGCAGAGCGUUUAGUCAGCUGAAGCCGUUCCCUCUCUCUCGCUUUCUACAGGAGAUGGAGAAGAGGAGGAGGGUGGAGGAGGCGUAUAAAUCGGCCCUGUCCGAGCUGAAGAAGAAGUCUCAUUUUGGAGGGCCGGAUUACGAGGAGGGUCCAAACAGCCUGAUCAAUGAAGACGAGUUCUUUGACGCUGUGGAGGCCGCUCUGGACCGGCAGGACAAAAUAGAAGAACAGACUCAGUGUGAGAAGAGCAGGAUACAGAGGAGCAGUUCAGUGCCUUCAGGAGACAUCUUCUCCAGCGUCGGCUCUCACCGGUUCGCCGAGAAGCCCCCCUCUCGUCCUUCCUCUCCCUCGUCUUCUGCUGUAGCCUUCGCUCCUUCGCUCCACGAGCACAGAUUCAGUGCUGAGGUGGAGGAGAUGGUUCAGAAUCACAUGACCUACUCGCUGCAGGACGUGGGCGGAGACGCUAACUGGCAGCUGGUGGUGGAAGAGGGAGAGAUGAAGGUGUACCGGCGCGAGGUGGAGGAGAAUGGGAUCGUGCUGGACCCUCUGAAGGCCACACACUCUGUCAAAGGGGUCACGGGUCACGAGGUGUGCCACUACUUCUGGGACACGGAUGUCCGUAACGACUGGGAGACUACUGUGGAAAACUUCAACAUUGUGGAAACGCUGUCCGAUAACGCCGUCAUCAUCUACCAGACUCACAAGAGAGUGUGGCCGGCGUCCCAGAGAGACGUCUUGUACCUGUCUGCCAUCCGGAAGAUUCUAGCCAAUAACGAGAACGAUCCAGACACGUGGCUCGUCUGCAACUUCUCGGUCGAGCACGAGAAUGCCCAGCCAAACAACAGAUGCGUUCGUGCUAAAAUCAACAUUGCGAUGAUCUGCCAGACGCUGGUCAGUCCACCAGAGGGAGACAAGGAGAUCAGCAGAGACAACAUCCUGUGCAAAAUCACAUACGUGGCCAACGUGAAUCCUGGCGGCUGGGCCCCUGCGUCCGUCCUGAGGGCCGUCGCUAAGAGAGAAUAUCCCAAAUUCCUCAAACGCUUCACUUCCUACGUCCAGGAGAAGACCGCUGGAAAGCCCAUCCUCUUCUGAGCAGGUAC